This is a messenger RNA of Fimicolochytrium jonesii, 1220 nucleotides long. RefSeq lists its product as uncharacterized. Bases 128 to 928 code for a protein of 266 amino acids. The record is from RefSeq and is a predicted model, not a curated record. Lineage: Eukaryota; Fungi; Chytridiomycota; Chytridiomycetes; Spizellomycetales; Powellomycetaceae. The transcript has 2 exons.
AGGAUAUGCAGUUGCGUGAGGGUACAAUGAAAAUGAAUAGGCUUAUAAUGCGGAAUUGAGGGUUAUGCGACAAGCAGUUUAGGACGGGAAGGGAAGGUAUCUGACUCGUGUGAAGAGUUCGUCGUCUAUGGGCGGCCGAUAUCGGACCGUUAACGGGGCCCUCGACAGUCGCUUGCACUUGCGCUCAUCAGAAGAGCUCGGCGGCGGUUGUCGCGGCCGCUUUCUUGGGUGGCAACCCAGCGGGGCAGUUGCACUUGAUCCUCCAGCAGACUCCGGCAUCCCAAGGGUAAGCCUUGGUGCAGCAGUCUUUGCACACGGCGGGGCCCCAGGUCUCGUCGUAAACGGCAGGAGUAGGAGUAGCGGUAGGAGUCGCCUUCGCGGUGAAGAACUGGCAGGGACACCUGAGGCGGGAGCAGAUCUUUGGCUUGUCCUCGGCAGGCCACAGGCAGCAUUUUUCGCAAAUCGAAGGGGAGGUCGAAGUGGUUUCGGUGGGAACGGCGGAGGGUGUUGCCUUCGCGGUGAAGAACUGACAGGGGCAUCUGAUCCGGGAGCAGACCUUGGGCUUGUCCUCGGCGGGCCACAGGCAGCAUUUCUCGCAAGUGGACGGGCCGGUCAACGUGUUGUCGGAGGGCGCCGCGGAGACCGUCGGCGCAGAAGAAGGGCAAGGGCACGCGAUGCGAGAGCAAGCCAGGGGCUGCUCGCUGAGGGGCUUGCUGCAGCACUCGGUGCAGAUGCCGGGAACGGAGGCCGCGCUGGCGACGGCCAGGAGGGCGAAGAGGAUAACAAGGAUUCCGCGCAUCGUAAAAAAUAUGUGUUGCAACCUGCAAAGGAAGGAGGAGACUGGUUGAUAGGAUUGGGGAUGGCACUUCGAUCGGCCAGCUUAAAUACUUCUCGAGUUUGCUGUCUGAUCCCCCGCGUCUGUUGCUAGCCAGAAAAGAAAAAGAGCAGACGGCUGCGGAUGGACGUCAGAGGUAUUCAGCUUCAAGCUGAAAUUAAAGAGAUGAAAGAAAAAGAUAAUGAAGCAGCCGCUGAAGUGAAAAAAAAUGAAAGACCGCCAAGUAGCGAGGGGAUACAACGUGAGCAUAUAGUCAAGGUUCAGCGGCACGAGGACGAAUGAUGGAAUAAGGAAAAGAGAGAGAAGGACGGACCCGCCGUGUUGUUGACGCUGAAUAGUUGCGACUUCGGGAAAUAUUUGGGAGGCAGUAAUAUGAGAAAACUUC